AGACGAUUCAGGACACGCACCUUCAAAUCGCGCACUUCACUGCAACAUACUGCAACUCAUGCAACGCAGAUCAACGCAGAUUUCUUGCUCAAGAGGUCCGACAUUGCUUCAUAUUGCUUCUGGCUUGCUGCUUGCCGGCAUGGAAUCUCAGACCCGUGAAGGCAAUGCAAAGGACCUGCCCCAUCGCGAGACCAGCGGCAGUAAAGCCAGAAAAGUCCAUGUCGCAGGGAGUUUCUUGCGCUCCUCCACAGAGGUCCAAAAUGCACGGCAAGAGAGACUCAAGGCCUUCCUUGCGUCGUAUUACGUGGCCAACUUCAUGGUGGCCGUGGUUCUUCUGGACGCUUAUUCCACAUGCACGGAUAUCGAUGCAAGAGCUGCAGGUUCACCACCACCGCAGUUUUUCCUAGUAAUCUCAGAUGUUUGCUUGGUACUCUAUUCGCUGGAGAUUCUGGGCAUGGUCCUGGUGUUUGGGGUGUCACACCUAAGCGACUGGAUGAUCAUGGUGGAUGCAAUCAUUGUUGCAUGCGGAUGGGCAGAGAAAGUCCUUGCCUCUGUUGGAACUGGUGGUGGUAUUGGCUUCCGCACUGCGGUUCUGCGCGCGAUGCGCUUGGUUCGGAUCUUUCGGAUCAUGCGUGUGCUCAAGCGGAUUCGGCCAUUGCGGGAACUGCACAAACUUGUGAUGAUGAUGGCAACCUGUGUGCGCACGUUACUGUGGUCCUUUUUGCUGUGCUUCGUGGUGAUGACAGUAUGGGGUAUGCUAAUGGUUGAGCUUGUAAAUCCUGCCGUGCAGGAUAUGCAAAGGACGCAGGGAACCUUCGACGGCUGCAAACAGUGUCAAACAGCGAUGUCCUCUGUGAUGCAAGCCAACCUUUUGCUCACCAAAACAGUCAUUGCAGGAGACAGUUGGGGAGAGAUAGCCGUUCCAGUGAUUCAAGAACAUCCAGCAACUGCAAUUAUUUUCAUCGGGAGUUUAUUAACUCUUGUUUUUGGUGUCCUCAACAUCAUUGUUGCUGUAGUCAGACUUCAAGCUGUGAUUGAAAAGCAGAGCCGUGAUGCUCUCUCCAAGUGGAAUGCCAGGGUGCACACGCUCCCCGGGGCGUGCCAAUGGCUGCGGCAAGACAUUGCCAUUCCGUUUGUUGUCCAAAAUGAGUCAGGCGAUCUUUUGACCAUUCGGAAUCGAGCUGUGGAAUCCCUGAGAGAUUUCUGGACCCAGGUGUUUGGCAUUCAGGAACAUCAGUGUAGCAUUCUAGACUACUGUCAAUUUUUCUCCGCGGAUUUUCCGCCGGCCAUGGGGUUCGAGCCCUUACCUGACAUCACCAUCCAGGACAUCCGACCUAAGCCGAUGCCCUCCGGGGCUGCUGCUGGCAGUUGGCGCUGCGCUACGCCGCUGCUGCGAUUUCACACUGAGGUUGUGGAUACCUUUGCAGAUGCCCGCCAAAAUGAUCUUCAAAAUUUGGCUGAAGAGAUGGAGGACGAAAUAGAGCAUGACCGCAAAGCCUUGGCCAAGUUGUUCGCCAAAAUUGACAAAGAUAACAGUGGACAGCUAACGCUCCAGGAAUUGAUUGAAGGUGCUCGCCAGGACCCAGGCUUUCAGAGCCGGCUGCGCGUCAUGGACAUAGAUGAGAAUCUCGUCAGCAUUAUUAUCAGCAUGGGUGUUGAAGGCUUUGGGUGUUGA
Cladocopium goreaui is the source of this 1675-nucleotide messenger RNA. NCBI's taxonomy places the organism in Eukaryota, Dinophyceae, Suessiales, Symbiodiniaceae. The record is from the annotation of a GenBank genome assembly.